This is a messenger RNA of Exophiala xenobiotica, 2599 nucleotides long. RefSeq lists its product as hypothetical. The transcript is spliced from 3 exons. Bases 692 to 2233 code for a protein of 513 amino acids. NCBI's taxonomy places the organism in Eukaryota, Fungi, Ascomycota, Eurotiomycetes, Chaetothyriales, Herpotrichiellaceae. The record is from RefSeq and is a predicted model, not a curated record.
GCUGCUCUGAGCGCCCCCUCAGACGACGCUUUCCGAUGACCGAUGACUCGCUCCGGCCAGGGAAGGUGCUUCCCAAGGCUCUCAGCUCGUUAAUAAUCCUUGCGCUCGUGUUGCGGUCAAAGAUUUCUCUCCGUGUCUCUGUCCCCCGUUACCAUACUGUUACCCUUUGACCCUCGCGCACAGUCUCGCGUUAUUCCUAUCUGCCCCCUCUUAUAGACAAUAUCGCAACCCUCGCUGUGACUCGUCUCUCCCCCGGGUCGCAUCCAGCCUCCUGAACCGUCGCUCACCUCACAAGACCCUCCGCGCCGCUUAAUUCGGUCGAAGGCAUUGGACAGGCCCCGGUGGCCUCUGUGACAAGAGAUUGGGUGGUACAACCGCUAUAAAGCGCCCGGAUGGUUGUCACAAGGUGUACGGUCGCAGCUGUGCUGCUUCAACUCGCCGCACAGGCUGUGGCUCACGGCGACGAUGAGCAUUGUGAUGGUAAUAUGUGUGGUAUGAUGAAGCCGGAAGCCCACAAUGAGGGUGGUGAACCUGAUUACUAUGCCAUGCCGAGCUAUGCCGGUCUUGGAAUGCAUGGAAACAUGAUGCUGGCACACAUCGUCUUCAUGGUACUCGCAUGGAUCUUCACCCUACCUAUUGGUGAGUUAGCCAGGCAGUCAGCAAAGGGAGCAUACUGACGAGGUGAGGCGUCAUGUUCAGCGCCGCACGAUCCAGAUAUGCUCUCCCAGCUCAGUUCCUUUUCCUCGUCCUCAACGGGUUUGGAGUGCUGUUCGGGACAAUAUACAACAUUAAUACUCCGGAUUUAUACGAGAACAAUGCCCACCACAAAAUCGGCUGGAUCGCAACGUGGAUUGUUACCGCUCAGGUGAUUAUGAGCCUGGUCUUCCACUACUCGGGUAGGGGCAAACAAUCAGAGGCUUCAACUCCUGAGCGACAAGCCUUUUUGCCCGUUUCCACCGAGAACAUGGUACAGCACAACAUGGAGCCAUAUGCGGAGUGUCGUUGGUCCGGGGAUAGUGGCCAAGGGACCGAGGCCUCAUCCACGCUCAACAGCCGCGAUGCUUCUCCUACCAAGCUCAAGCGGCGAAACACCGACGAUAGUUUGGGAAAGCCAGAGCCAGAGCAGGAGCCGGACGAUGAGGGAGAAGAGCCACUGCCAGCACGACAUCAGCCUCAAGUAGCCUGGUUGCGCAUCAACGUCAUUGACAAAUAUCUCUCGUCUCGUGUCCCCAAUCUGCUCUCAGCUAAGAUUCUGCGAGCGAUUGAGAUCGUCUACCAAGUUAUCGACCGAACCAUCUUGAUCCUCGGAUUCAUCGCGCUGACCACGGGAGUGGUAACUUAUGCUGGCAUGUUUCGAGGAAACAACGUCUUCAAUGGACUUGCACAUUUUAUCAAAGGAGGAAUAUUCUUUUGGUAUGGAUUGUUAACACUUGGACGUUGGAUGGGGUGCUUUGCCGAGUUUGGCUGGGCAUGGAACCUCAAGCCGACCCGCAGCGAGGUGGGCCAAUGGAAAGCCCGUAUCCCAUCGGCUGAAUUCGUCGAGUCCUUCGUCAUCUGGCUCUAUGGCAGUACCAACGUCUUCCUUGAACAUCUUGCUGCUUGGGGUCAUCAAUGGACUGCGCAGGAUCUCGAACAUGUCUCCAUUUCCAUCAUGUUCUUCGGAGGAGGCCUGUUGGGCAUGCUUGUCGAAUCGAAACGCGUCCGAAGAUGCCUCAAUACCGUGGUUGAUAACAUGCCGGCUCGAACAGAAGUGCCUCCUAGUGAAGCACUCGAACUGCGCAGCCCUCCAAAACAAUAUGGCACAUCUCUCAACCCAAUGCCUGCUUUGAUCAUCCUCCUGUUGGGUCUUAUGAUGUCUUCUCAUCACCAGGACUCGAUGACCUCGACCACAGUUCACAAGCAGUGGGGUAACCUCCUCGGUGGCUUCGCUGUCGCCCGCUUGGUCACCUAUGUGAUCAUUUAUAUCUCUCCACCAAGCUCGGUCUAUCCCUCUCGACCACCAACCGAGCUGAUCUCCGCCUUCUGCCUGAUCUCGGGUGGUCUCGUCUUCAUGGCCAGCACCAGAGACAUCAUCCAUUUCAUGGAAGGCGCGGAUCUGAUGGCCAUGUUCGUCUUCACUGUCGUGAUGGGCUUCACAGCCUUCAUCAUGUCCUACGAAGUCUUUGUGCUCUGCCUCAAGGGAUGGGCGACCCGAAAAGAGCUCAAUGCGGCUCGAACCUCAGUUCGAUACUGAGCUAUUCGUCGAUGAUUGAAUCGUCGCAGGUCCAAAAAUUUUGGAGAUGAAAAGAAUAAGAGGAGGUAAUAUCAAAAUACCCAGGUGUUUAUGUUUUUCGCAAUCAUUCUGCCGGACGGUUGGAGCUAAUACUGCAUGGUCCGCAAGUGAUACCAUCAUUGACGACAUUGACGAAUCCGCAAUGGGUUAUUCAUAAUGGGGGAUUGGAUUCUUGAAUUUUGAACGAUACCCAAGAUGCCUGCGCGCGUCCUGCACUCUCUGGCUAUUGAUACCCCAACCUAGAGGCAUUGUUUAUAGAUCGUACUCAUUGUCAGCACUGUUGCUUAGCAAGAUUGGACUAAUUAAGAUGGAAUUCUCGUACCAAAA